Pocillopora damicornis (cauliflower coral) is the source of this 2690-nucleotide messenger RNA. RefSeq names its product transforming growth factor-beta receptor-associated protein 1. The record is from RefSeq and is a predicted model, not a curated record. Gene Ontology annotation, cellular component: cytoplasm; membrane. NCBI's taxonomy places the organism in Eukaryota, Metazoa, Cnidaria, Anthozoa, Scleractinia, Pocilloporidae. Gene Ontology annotation, biological process: vesicle-mediated transport; autophagy; intracellular protein transport.
AUAUGGCGGAAUUCUAUGGUAGUAGUGCCAACUAUGAAUCUCAGGCAAAAAUGAGUUUCAGAGCGUUUGAAAUAGCACCAGUGAUCGAGCGAAUAGUGACUACUUCUGCAGAUAGACCAAAAACGGUGGAGUGCCUUGAUUGUGCAGCCCAGAAUUUAUACAUUGGUACAUCAGAUUGUUUUGUCCUGAACUAUGUGAUUGAUGAAGGUGUUUCACCAUUGGGAAAGACAACAUUUCAGUCAAGACUUCAAGCUUGUAAACAUCUUGGAAUGAAAAAGCCAAUACAACAAGUUUUGACAGCUCCGGCAAUAAACAGACUUCUAGUUCUGUGUGAUGGUAGUAUUUUGAUGUUUACUAUGUUUGGCAUGGAGUUUCUGGCCACUGGAUUUAAGGACAGAUUUAAAGGGGUGACAGCUAUUUGUAGAAAUGAUAAUCCAAAUAUGUUUGACCCAUUUGCUGUUGAGGUGUGUAUGUCACUCUCCAAAAAGAAAGCCAUCCAUAUUCUCUCUGUUACUGAAGACAGGAUAACUCUAUUGAAAGAAAUACCACUUCCAGAACCUCCACUUCACAUGGCAGUUGAUGGAGGAUCUGUUUGUGUGGCAUUGGCUAAUCAACAUCGUUACUGCUUGGUUAAUAUUCUCUCUGGCAAGGUUCAAGAGUUAUUUCAUUACGAGGCUGAAGUUACUAAAGGACUUGUCAUGGGUGUUGGAAUGGACGAGUUUUUACUUAAUGGGCCCACAGAUGUCAUGGGCAUGUUUGUUACUUCAGAAGGGACCUCUCAGAGGGCACCACUCAGCUGGUCAGAGAGAUUGCUGGCUCUGGGAUAUUCGUUUCCUUAUGCUGUAGCACUUGGAGCCAACUCCAUUUCUGUUCACAGCAUCAUAGGGCAAGACCAGAAAUCACAGAAGCAGUCACUUAUGUUCAAGGGUGGAAGACUCCUUCUGAAUUACGAUAAUCAAGUGUUUGUUUGUUCUUCAAGAGAAGUCUACUGCUUGGUGCAGCUUUCGUUCAGAAAACAGGUGCAGAUGUUGUUAAACGAGAAAAGAGUAAGUGAGGCUCUUCAGCUCGCUCAUGUCGCCAUGGAAACAGCAACAGGGCCGCAAAGAGAUGAAAAGAUCCUUCAAAGAACGCAACAGCAAGCUGGAUUUAUAUACAUGGCAGAAGGGUACUUUACAGAAGCAGGAAGCCUCAUGAAAGAAGGAGGACUGGAUCCGAGAGAGCUGAUAAUCUUAUUUCCAGACCUCCUCUCUUCUAACUGGAAAUAUCUACCAUCCAGAGAAAUAACAGAGCUGAGUGCUCUUGUGAAAGGUAGUAAGCAGUUUUUGGCGGAGGCCAAGCUAUUCUUGAUGCAGUUCCUUGAAGAAACCAGAGAAUCUGCUGAAGAUUCGGGCUACAAAGAGGAGGUCGACACGGCUCUGGUGAAGUUGUACACACAAAUAAAUUCUCCAGACUUACUAAGGUUGGUGUCUAAUAGAAACGCCUGCACUGUGGCAGAUACCAUCAGUUGCCUUCAAAAACACGAGAGGUACCACGCUUUGGCACUGUUCUAUGACUAUCACAAACAACCUGUGGAAGCGAUAGCUGUUUGGAAAAGACUUAUACAGGAGGAGAUUAGAGAUAGAAACUUCCCGGGGAUAGACUACGUCGCAAAGUAUCUUUCUAGGUUGCAGGAUUCUGAGCUUCUCUGGAACAACGUUCCUUGGCUGCUGGCGAAGAAUCAAGAAAUAGCCGUUAAGGUUUUCACAGACAGACCAACAGAUUAUCAACCCAACGACGAAAAAAUGAAACCAGACUUGAUUGUAGAAUACCUACAGAGAUUUCCUGUUGCUUUACAAUACUAUCUUGAGUAUCUUGUGUACGACAGGAAAUUCGAGAAAGAGAAGUAUCACACUCAUCUAGCCCUUCUUUAUUUGGAGGAAGUGUUGAAAAUGAGAAGAGAUCCAUCUUGCUCUCUGGACAAUCUUGAUAAACAAAGAGUGAAACUGCGGGCAAUGUUGGAGUGGUCUUCGCUGUAUCGAGUGGCUCUGUUACUAUCCAAGAUCAACGAUGAUUCUGACUUAGAUGCUGAAGCCGCCAUUCUUUAUGGAAAGAUGGAGCAGUACAAUAAAGCACUGAAGAUUUUAGUUUACAAACUUGAGGAUUUCUCUGAGGCUGAAAGGUUCUGUGAGCUACAUUCAAAGGGCAAAGACAGAAACUUUCGCAUGAAGCUUUUCCAAACUUUGUUAGAAGUCUACCUAUCUUCUGAUGAGGACCACGAACCAUUAAUAGCACCAGCGGUUGCACUUCUAAACUCACAUAUGUGUGACUUUGACACAGCUGAGGCAAUGAAGCUGAUUCCUGACGAAUGGUCGAUCGGUGUAAUUUCUCAGUUCCUGUGUGGUUCAGUUCGAUCAAGUCUCCACAAAAGUCGCACCAGUAAGAUUUUUAGCAGCCUAGCUCGCGGAGAAAACCUCAAGAUGCGAAGUUCGCACAUGAUCUCCCAUAAAGCUAAAUUUUCAGUGACGGAGGAAAAACUAUGUCAAGCAUGUCGGCGGCCGUUUAAUGACCCAGCUGUAGCGCGUUACCCGAAUGGCGUGACUACGCAUAUACACUGCGCAAGAAAUAAAACUGUUUGCCCCGUGACGGGGCAUGUGUUCUCAUCCAAAGAACAGCAUCGGGACGAGGUCAAUAAAGACGACAGAGUUUGAGGG